CUUAUCUCUGUCUCGUACAAGGACCUCGACCCCUCAACGGAGCUACGCCGUUUCUUUGGCUCCCGUGUGAUUCAACAAAAUCAACCUGCCUCCAAUCGCAGACAUGCCCCUAUAUUACGAUCGCGUCUCACGAAACCCGGACCAAACUGGCCCCCACAGAACACACGUCAAGGUAUCGAAAUGCGAGAACUAACUAUCGAGGAAGUGCAGGAGCUUGUAGAACGGAGGAGAUGGACAAAAGGUGAUGGGAGUAUUGGAGGACGAUGGUGGACAGCGCAACAUUCGAAAGCGUACAAAAAUGUCCAGUAUCAGUUUUUGCAAGCUGUUCAGAGUCACGAUCCCAAUUCUCUCAUGGCACUCUUGCAAGUGUACCCAUGGCAUGUCGAUACUCUCCUUCAGCUGUCCAACGUGGCGACGCAUCAAGGAGACCUGACCCUCGCCUCUGAGUUCAUCGAGCGUGCUAUAUUUGGGUUCGAGCGCUGCUUUGUGCCUGCGUUCAACCUUUCCACUGGAAGUGCACGAUUAGACUUCGACCACAUCGAGAACCGCCCGUUCUUCAUGGCCGUAUCGAAAUAUGUCGCUCAUUUGCAGCGGCGUGGAUGCCCGCGAACGGCUUUCGAAUUCGCGCGGCUGUUGUUAGCGCUCGAUCCAGUUGGAGACCCGCAGGGCGCCUCUCUAUGGCUCGACUAUCUCGCGAUCAAAGCCGGACAAGGGCAGUUCAUCAUCGAUAUGUGGGAUCAGUGGAACUCGGCCAUUCCCGCAGGGGAGAUGUAUCCCGAUGCAGACGUGCUCAACGUCUUCUUUCUUCCCGGUUGGGCAUACGCACGUGCGCUGGCGGAAUAUGACGUCGAAACGGCUCGGGGAGAUACCGAGCAUGAGAAGAGCACCAAUGCCCUUCGACACGCUGUGUGGCAGUUCCCGAUGGUCGUGCCGGUGCUAGCUGACAAGGCGGGGAUCACAUUAAGUGCCGAGAUCAGGGCACGCAAGCCGUUCCAGAUACAAAUGGGAUACUACAACGAUAAUUCUUCAACGCUGCAUCUUCUUGCACAUCUGUACGCGCACCGGUCCAAUUCGCUUUGGAAGAAUGCGCCCUACAGUAACUGGUUCACCGAUACUGUCUCCACCUGCCUUCAAGACCUCGAUAAACCGUAUCAUGUUCUAACCGAAACGCACAUGAAGAGACGGCCGACACCGCUCUGGAUCUGCAGGCACCUCGUUGUCGCAGAUCUCAAUUCUCUCUUCUCUUUUCUUCCUCCAGCCGUAACACGCGAUGUCGGCAUGGGGUACGAUCCCCUCCCGCCUGCGACCAGCAUCAGCAACUACGAUGAUGCGUACUUUGAAGUUGGCGAUGGCCGUGCUGGUGGUAGGGGAUGGCAGAGGGUGCUUGCUGGUGGUGAGGAGGGCCAGGAAGGGUUCAUGGCAAGAUUGGCGCAAUUGCUAGGCGGAGAAGUCGGAGGGGAUGCUGAGAAUGUCGCUUUACAGCAAGCCCUAAUGGAACAUAUCGCUCAACAGCAAGAACAAGCCCGUGCCGCCCACCGAGCGCGGGAAGGUGCGGGCAUAGCCCCAGGUGCCUGGGAAGCGCCCGACGAAGACGCGGCUGACCCUGAUCAUCCAGAAGGGGAGAUCGAUCCGGUGCAGCCGGACGGACAGACGGCGGGGCAAGGAGGGAUGAGGGGUUUGUUUAACGCAUUUAUGGGAAGGCUCUGGGCACAAGCGUCGCAGCAUGAAGAGGAUGAAGAUGAGGAUGAGGAUGAUGAGGAUGAGGAAGACACGGAUGAAGAAGUG
This is a messenger RNA of Dacryopinax primogenitus, 1785 nucleotides long. RefSeq names its product DUF654-domain-containing protein. Gene Ontology annotation, biological process: rescue of stalled cytosolic ribosome; ribosome-associated ubiquitin-dependent protein catabolic process. The transcript has 5 exons. The record is from RefSeq and is a predicted model, not a curated record. The annotation marks the transcript as partial. Lineage: Eukaryota; Fungi; Basidiomycota; Dacrymycetes; Dacrymycetales; Dacrymycetaceae. Gene Ontology annotation, cellular component: RQC complex.